AUGGGCAUCAUCAACCAGAACCUUGACACUCCCAGCCUUGCUGAGAUUCAAGCCAUCUGCUUGAUCAUUAUCCAUGAGUGGGGUUCCCGCAAUGCUGUUCGUGCCUACAUCUACCUGGGCCAGGCUAGCCGCAUGGUCCAGAUGUACCGCAUCCUUCACAGCCAUCAUGCUGCCGUCAGCGACGCCGACCGCUUCCUGCAGGACGAGUCGUUCCGCCGUGUGCUCUGGUUGCUAUACAUCCUCGACUGCCUUCUCACCAGUACGCCCGGCCGACAGCCGGCUUUGUCUGUCAAUGACACGUCUGAUGUCUCCCUUCCCUGCUCUGACAUGAACUUUGCCUUUGGCAAUGCAGUCUUUGUUCAGACCAUCAACCUGGCGGACCCCUCUCGUAUGCCCGCUGGCACUCGCACUGAUGACGUGGGCGAGUUUGGUCAGAUUGUCCUGGCUACACGCAUCUGGCGCGAUGUUGUCCAGAUGUUGAUGACCACGACCACCGAGACGUUUAACGACAAUGUCUGCUCCGGUCUGAUGGGGGAGAUUGAGCGCCUUCGGACCUCUCUCUCGAUGCAGUACGUGGACAAGCCUGGCCAGAUAAACCUUCACAUCACCAUGGGCUCUGGCUUCACCUACGCCAUGCUCCACUGCAUGCUCCACUGCGCCUCCAUUUUCAUCAACCGCCGCCGUCUCCUGCAGUACGUCACGGCCCCUGGCUUCAACCUGGAGAGCUGGCGUCUCACGCCCCAGUGCCACGAGAUCAUUGAUCGGCUCUUCACUUCGUGCCACAGCACCAUCGCCAUGUUGACGGCGCUUGAGGCUGGCUUCGACAAGGAGGGCAUCAUCUGCUUCCCCAUUUUCAUGCUCUUCUCUUCCUUCACGGCCAGUGCGACCGUCGCCUACCUGUCUCUCAAGGGCCUAACUCCUCCCAACGCCGUUGAGACCGCCGGCCAUAUCGUGCGCGACGGUCUCCACUUCAUGCAAGAUGGAGUAGACACUUGGCCCCUGAUCAGCUCGUGGCUGCGUCAUCUCGCUGUCAUGCAUAGAGUGCUGGGCAACGAUGCCGGUGCCACCAGCCCCAGCGUUGGAGGCACUUCGGUGCCUCCCACCACGGCGCCUGCUGACCAGGCAUCCGUUAAGGACGAGGCCGCCUCCAACCCCGACACCAACCCGGACGCCAUGGACUACGACCAGGCCUCCAACGCCGCGGCGCCUCAGGGCCCUGUCAGCAACAACCAUACCGCCUCUGUGAGCGAGAGUGGCCGCGACAGCGAGCCUCCUGCCCCCCAACCUCGCCGUCCCGGUGUGACCACUAUCAACGGUGGCUCCGGUGGUGUUGGCACUCCAGCUUCCGCAAGCCCUCCCCCUCCCCAGCCCCAGGCCGAGGUCAAGCAGUCCACCGAGAUGCUGCCGCAGCCCCCCAACGCCAACGGCGUUCCUUCUGCAGAGCCGGCCGCUUCUGUGCCUCAGGACAUGACGGCCAGUGAGCUGUGCUCUGCAUUCGAGCGGCAGCUGCUCGAGCUGGACGACCUUGCCGCUUUCAUGGGUGGUGGCGUUUGA
Molecule: messenger RNA, 1554 nt
Organism: Colletotrichum spaethianum
Lineage: Eukaryota; Fungi; Ascomycota; Sordariomycetes; Glomerellales; Glomerellaceae
Exons: 1
Coding region: 1-1554 (517 amino acids)
Biological process (GO): DNA-templated transcription
Cellular component (GO): nucleus
Molecular function (GO): zinc ion binding; DNA binding
Source: RefSeq, a predicted model, not a curated record